Messenger RNA from Morchella sextelata, 462 nucleotides. RefSeq lists its product as uncharacterized. The record is from RefSeq and is a predicted model, not a curated record. NCBI's taxonomy places the organism in Eukaryota, Fungi, Ascomycota, Pezizomycetes, Pezizales, Morchellaceae. The transcript has a single exon. The coding region runs from base 1 to 462 and encodes 153 amino acids.
AUGAAUCCGGUUCUCCUCCGCCUUUUUACCUCACUAGGCAAUCUUACCAGAGCCAAAAGAAUUUUGCUUGGUGCUGUUGACAAAGAUAACAGAGAUAUUUGUGUCAAAAUGACCACGGCCUUGCCAAAGGAGGAGAAACAACAGUGGGCAACUGAUGAUCAGGAAUGUUUCUCUUUGAGAGCAUGUUUGAUUAAUCUGUUUACUGAACCUCAUUAUGAUAUUGGUGAUUUAAAAGAUGGAUGGGCGGUAAUGGCACCAAUGGGUGAGUUCACGGGAGCUGAUUUCUGUAUCAGGGAAAUGAAUAGGAAGUUUGUUUGUAGGCCUGGUGGAAUUGGUUUUAUCAGGGGAACAAAGUUAGAACACUUUACAACUAACUGGUACGGUUUUAGACAUUGUUUGGUCUCAACAAUGCAUGAAGCCGUCAAAAAGGAAUAUCUUAAAAGAUUUCCUGAAAUUGUUUAG